AUGCGAACUCGAUCGAGUCGGUCAACUGAAGACUUGGUCGAGCUAGACAUUACAACGGGUAGAAAGAGGGUUCAGAANUUAUUCACUUUUUCUCUAAGUGACAAGGCGCUAAGAUGGGUAAAAUCUUUACCACCUCAGUCCAUUACAACAUGGAAUGAAUACAAGGGAGCUUUCUUGAACCAAUUCUACACUAAGCAAAGAUCCAACUCUAUAAGGAGCAAGAUUUCUGGUUUCAAGCAAGAUUCAAUGGAGUCAUUCUAUGAAGCUUUGGAGAGAUUCAAGGAGUACACAAGAAGCUGCCCUAACCAUGGCUUUUCAGAAGGUAACCUUUGGAACAUCUUUUACAAUGGGAUUGAUCAUAAAUACAAGCUUUCUCUCGAUACCGCGAGCAAUGGUAAUUUCAUGACCAAGUCGGUGCCGGAGGCUAAGCUUUUGAUUGAGAAUCUCGCUGCUAGUGAUGCCAAUGCGUGCCCUGACUACAAUAGAAGCGUGAAGACCACGAGCUCAUCAGAAUCAGCUCAAAUCUCGGAGCUAAGGAACAUGGUUUCACAACUACUUCAAAAGCCGACAAGGAGUUCACGCCAUUGA
Microthlaspi erraticum is the source of this 588-nucleotide messenger RNA. Lineage: Eukaryota; Viridiplantae; Streptophyta; Magnoliopsida; Brassicales; Brassicaceae. The record is from the annotation of a GenBank genome assembly.